Messenger RNA from Amphiprion ocellaris (clown anemonefish), 1487 nucleotides. Its product is annotated as deoxyribonuclease-1-like. Lineage: Eukaryota; Metazoa; Chordata; Actinopteri; Pomacentridae. Gene Ontology annotation, biological process: DNA catabolic process. The transcript is spliced from 10 exons. Gene Ontology annotation, cellular component: nucleus. The record is from RefSeq and is a predicted model, not a curated record. Gene Ontology annotation, molecular function: DNA nuclease activity. Bases 139 to 1080 code for a protein of 313 amino acids.
CUGAACAGAUCUCCGGUUUCCUACCGACCCUGAACGCAGCGGGACGUGGGCGGGGCUUCAGGUGAGCUCAGCAGCAGGUGGAGCGCCUCCACCCAGACGGAAGCUUCACACGGUCGACUCACCUGAACAGAUCCAACCAUGAGGUGGUUCUAUCUGAUCUUCAUCCUGUCCGUCUGCAGAGCAGCAGAAGACUUCAGGAUCUGUUCUUACAACGUUCAGAACUUCAACAUGCAGAAAGCCUCCAACUACAAACUGAUCCACACUCUGACCCGGGUGGUGUCUCGCUGUGAUGUUUGUCUGCUGCAGCACGUGGUGGAUGUAGAUGGAAGAGCCGUCAACAAGCUGCUGGCUGUUCUGAACAGGGCAGCCGACAGGUACGACGACUUCACCUACAAGUCGGUGUCCAGUCAGAGUUUAGGAAACUCUCCUGGCGACAUGCAGCAGUACGUCUUCAUCUACAGAACUGAGAUGGUGAACCUGACGGGUCAGCACCAGUACUCCAGCAAACAGUCCUUCGUCAGAGAACCGUUUGUUGUUCAGUUCCAGAGCAACAGAACCGCAAUCAAGAAGUUUGUUCUGGUUCCACUCCACUCUGAGCCCAGUAAGGCGGUCCACGAGAUCGACCGGCUCUACGACGUCUUCCAGGAGGUUAGCAAGAAGUGGAACAACAAGAACGUGAUGUUCCUCGGAGAUUUCCACGCCAGCUGUGCCUACGUCACCAGAAAGGACCGCAAGAAAAUCCGACUUUUCAAGAACUCGAACUUCUCCUGGUUGAUCGGAGACAAAGUCGACACGACGGUGACGGACGAUACCAACUGUGCUUACGACAGGAUCGUGGUCCAUGGAGAACCCUUCUUGAAGGCCAUCAAACCGUUUUCUGCUCAAGUCUACAACUUUGGCAAAGACCUCAAACUGCCCCAGACCAGGGUACUUGAGGUGAGCGAUCAUUUCCCCAUAGAGGUGAGACUGAAAGGCCCUGCCUCCACAGAGGUGAGAGUGAAAGGCUCCGCCCCCUUCCUGAUCCAGGCCACGCCUCUCCUGCUGCUCCUGUUGUCUGUGAUUGGCCAGUUCGUCCUGUGAUGUCCUGAAAGAACGAUUUUAUCCAGAGGAGGUUCUCCGUCGGUUCUGUCUGGUCUCAGGUGUCUUUAAGCGUUUCUGUUUUUGGUUCCUCACAGCGGAGAAGAACCGAAGCUUCAGGAGGUUUAAAGUCUCAGAACUGAAGCUGUGAGUUUCUGUUUAUCCAACACUCUUUAAACAUGAGCUGUGAUGUCAGCAGGUUCUUACCCAUAAUGCUGUUCAGUAGUGGAACCCUCUACUUAUGGACUGUUGGUGUUAAUUUCCUGUUUCCUGUUUGUCGCUGGUUCCACUUCCUGUGUUUGUGGCUCAGGUUUGUCCAGAAGCUGCUGUAAAUAUUCACAAAAUGUCGGGAAUUUGUGUUUUUAUAAUGUUCAAUAAAGUUUAUUAUGUUUGAAUUUAAAGUAUUAAAA